This is a messenger RNA of Staurois parvus, 260 nucleotides long. The record is from the annotation of a GenBank genome assembly. Lineage: Eukaryota; Metazoa; Chordata; Amphibia; Anura; Ranidae.
GUGCCUCUGCCCCUCCCACAAUGGGGAGAUUUCCCUAGUAGUUUUACCCCUGUCUCUGCGCCUCCCACAAUGGGGAGAUUUCCUGCAGUAGUUUGUGUCUCUGCCCCUCCCACAAUGGGGAGAUUUCCCUGCAGUAGUUUGUGUCUCUGCCCCUCCCACAAUGGGGAGAUUUCCCUGCAGUAGUUUGUGUCUCUGCCCCUCCCACAAUGGUAGGAUUAUCUCCAUUAGUUUGUCUCUGCCCCUCCCACAAUGGUGAGAUU